Molecule: messenger RNA, 747 nt
Organism: Glycine soja
Lineage: Eukaryota; Viridiplantae; Streptophyta; Magnoliopsida; Fabales; Fabaceae
Exons: 4
Coding region: 48-575 (175 amino acids)
Source: RefSeq, a predicted model, not a curated record
UCUUGCUCUGUCUGUAAUUAACUUGGAGCCAGCAAACUCAUCUCAGCAUGACUUAUCUUUCUCUUGCUCUGCUCCUUCUCCUCUGUGUUUCUGUGCAUGCAUGCACCGCCCGUUCUUUUUCUCUCAGUCUUACUAUAAAAGACACCACACAUAAGGAAUUAGACAAGUUCAAAUUAUUGGAGACAUUAACUGCAACUUCAUCUAUUGUGAAGAAUUACAAGCUAGAGGCGAAUCAACCGCAGCAACAGAAAGUCGUAAAUAAUGAAAUAAACACUUGUGAGAGUUGUAGCAGUGUAUCAUCCACUUUGAAGGAAACGAUAGUAGAGGCAGCUUCAGUAAAAAUAAUACCAAGUGACAGUGGUGAGCAUGCAGCUGGGACAUCUUUUCAAAUGGAUUCUCCAUCCUUUCUUGCAAGCCAGGAUGAGAGGAGGCAUGCCCGGUCAAUGCUGGGACCUGCUCAGCACAACGAUGAAGAAACAGUGGUUACAAACGCCAGUGACACUGAAGAGGACAUAGUCGAGAUGGAUUAUGCUCAACCACAUCGGAAGCCACCCAUUCACAACGAAAAGCCUUAAUUGACUCCAUGCAUGCUUAAUUUACGAUCUUUAUUUUUCUAAAAAUGCUUCAUGCUAUGUAGAUUUGGCCUUUCGAAUGAUGUUGAGUUAUUUACUUUCAAAACUACUAUAUAGUACAAGUGCACGAAAGUAUGAUUAUGAUGUUUGCUAUUUUAUAAACAACAACAUAUAU